UGAGGAAAAGAUCAUUUUAGUAGUAGGCUUUGUGGUGGCAGUAGCCUCUAUGUAUAAGCAAGGGUGCUAUGAGGGUAUUAUUAUCGAGAUGGAGGCUGAUUACCGUGUCAUGGAUCAUGAAAGACUUGUUCUGGCCCUUAUGAUUGAGACACUUGACAAGAUUAUAUGUGUUUGCACCAAGAGAAAAUUCAUUUGGAUGGUUAUCACUCCGAAGGAGUUGAAGGAAAGCUUUGAAAAAAGUGUCCAGAUGGAGAUUAUUAUGACCAUACAGGCGAAAUUUGAAAAGUUGAGAUGGUAAAUGAAAUUUCGAGUGAGCUUAUCAGGCGGCUUGAUUUCAAUGGAGUGAAGGAGAAGUUUUUGAUUUUAGUGCUAAGAAGUGUAAAAUAAUUUCAGAUUGUACAUCACCCAAACAUUUGCUAUCAAGUUUACAAUUCUUUCUAAAUACAAUUUGAAGAACUUUAGAUUAUUAUGUGGAUCCAUUUAGUUCGAAAGACAUUAAACUUGUAACAGAAGAGUUCCCAUAUCGCUCUUUUACCACAUUGAGUUCUGAAUUAGUCAAUCUAUACUCAAACUCCGAUUAUAAUAUCAGCAUCUACACCAACGAUGCCUAUCUCACAGACGGUGAAUUCAUGGUCAUAAAUACGACUUCUGUAAUUCUUCGUCCUAUUCCCAGUUAUCAAUCGAUGAAUCAAAAAGGGUUAUAUAAAAAGAUUGAUGAUCGACCGUUACUGAUACCUACUCAUUUUUAACAGCAUGGGAUUACAGAAAAAGUACUUUUUCAUGCUCUCAAGCACACUGAUGCUUACGCCCACCAGGCAAUAGAAAAAGGAGGAUUUAUAGAGAUAGUAAGCAAGGAACUGAAAUUCUAAAAGCAAUUAAAAUUUUGAGGUAAAAUAG
Moneuplotes crassus is the source of this 897-nucleotide messenger RNA. The record is from the annotation of a GenBank genome assembly. Lineage: Eukaryota; Ciliophora; Spirotrichea; Euplotida; Euplotidae.